Molecule: messenger RNA, 516 nt
Organism: Triticum aestivum (bread wheat)
Lineage: Eukaryota; Viridiplantae; Streptophyta; Magnoliopsida; Poales; Poaceae
Exons: 6
Coding region: 1-516 (171 amino acids)
Source: RefSeq, a predicted model, not a curated record
AUGUCUGGACGUGAGGUCCGUGAGUAUACCAAUCUCAGCGAUCCUAAAGAUAGGAAGUCAGGGAAGGGGAAGGACAAGAUCGAUGAUGAGGACGUCACCUUUCAGCGCAUGGUUGCAAAGAUGCAGGAUGUUGCCGGUGAGAGGGGAGGCUACCUUCAUGGACGAGGAGCAUUGGACAGUGAUGAUUUGCUUUACCUCAAAGAGCAAAUGGAGGCCGAGGAAGAUGCAGAGCGUCUUCUUCGCCGUACAGAGAAGCGGGCAUUUGCUGCUUUUAAGAAAGCAGCGACUUUAGCUGAUUCUGCACCUGCUCUACCCGCCGCUCUUUGUGUCGACGCCAGGCCAAAAAGCGACAUAAGGCAACGGGAUCUCUUGAAGAACAUUGUUGGGAUCAAACCGAAGCGACCCAAGGUUUGCAGCUCUCCGCAAGCGGCAGAGAACGACGGACCUAAGCUGAACCAGGAAGUUUCUGUCAGCAAAAGCCAGCUGAAGCAACGGAGUCUAGGCCACAAAAUGUGA